UAAACUCUCUCUCUCACACACAACUUACCUUCCAAAAAAAAAAAAAAGUCUUAUUACUUUUAUACUGAAGUGAGAGAGAGAAAAAAAAAAUAAAGGGGAAAGAAAACAAUGAAAUUAAGAAAGAAAGAAAAAUGCUUCUUCUCUUCUUCUUCUUCUUCUUCAUCAUCUUCUUCUUCUUCAGUUUCUACUCUAUUUUAGCUAGUUUUGAUAGUUGAAAGUAACUAAGAAGCUUCCAAUGAGUCAAUUAGUAAAGUAAAGUUUAUUAUAUGAAUAGAUAUACCACACACAAUUAUAAGUCUUUCUCUCUCUCUCUCUCUCUCUCUCUGAUAUUGAUAUUCUCCUUUGGGAAUAUGCUGAGUUAAUUUGGUCAAUAAUACCAACACCAACAACAAUUGAUAGACAACUUAAUUGGAAGCAAAAUACACUAUCAAACCAUUUUGUCUUAGUCAUACAGCUGCUUAUUAUAGCUAUAUUACAGUUCCUUUUUCGCUAGGGUUUUUUCAGAAUUUUCUGCUUGCUUUGUGGUCAAAGAAGAAGGCACCGACCAUACUUUAUAACCCUCUUGCCAUUUCUGGGCCGCAUAGAUCUGAUCAUCAGUCAAAAUAUAUCAUGAAAUUUCAGUUAAUAAGGGUUUUGUUGAUGAGGAGUGUGAAAUGGCCGAAGUUAGCUAAGCAUGGUUUAUAAUUGAUGGAUUAGUUUUUGCAAGAAGAUCAAUUAUCAGAUUACAAAGCAGAAGAAGACGAAGAACAAUCAAGAACUAUAUACUGAACGAGAACCGAAAUGGUCAGCAACAACAGCAGCAAUAGAUAAUUCUUCAGCUGAUCAUUAUCAAAUAUCAUCAACGAUCGAUCUCGCCACGAAUUAUUAAUUAAACCAAACAACCCCAUAUGGCUGAUUUAUCACUGAGAGCCAAUUACGAAGAAAACAGCAAUAACAGCAGUACAAGCGGUACUCAUGGGGUUUGGUCAUGCAGUAGUAGUAGUGGUACGGAUCAUCAUCAUCAACGAGAGCACAUGUUUGACAAAGUGGUUACGCCUAGCGAUGUUGGGAAGCUAAAUCGGUUGGUGAUUCCUAAACAACACGCCGAGAAGUACUUCCCUUUAGAUAAUUCAUCUACCACAGAAGACAGCAGCAAGGGAUUGCUCCUCAAUUUCGAGGAUCGAAACGGCAAGUCCUGGAGGUUUAGGUACUCUUACUGGAACAGUAGCCAGAGUUAUGUUAUGACUAAAGGUUGGAGUCGUUUCGUUAAGGAGAAGAAGCUUGAUGCUGGUGACAUUGUGUCGUUUGAACGAGGUGUUGGUGAUGAGUCUGCUAAAGCUCGUUUGUAUAUUGAUUGGAGGCGAAGACCUCAUCACCACCACCACCAUCAUCAUCCUCUCGGCCACCAUCAACAUCAACAGUAUCAUCAUCAUCAAUAUCAUCAUCAUGCGCUGCAGCAAUCGACCAAUCCGGGAUCCUUAAUUACACCUCUAGUACAAUUCUCAACUGAAAAUCAUCAUCAGUAUCAGUGGGGAGGUGGAGGAGGAGGAGGAGGAUUUAGCGGCCGGCGCGGUGGUGAAGGGCCUUUCUACUCGCUUCCUUCCGGAAUUUCCAUGUCCAUGCCACCACUACACCAUGAAAAUUUGCGGUAUAAUUACAAUAAUAGUAGUAUUCAAUAUCCUUAUUAUAAUAAUAAUCUUCAUCUUCAUCAUCAACAACACAACAACCAGUACUAUCACACUUCUAGUACUGCUGCUACAGGGAUCAUUAAUAGGCCGGCGAGUGGAAUUAUUAGUGAUAAUAAUAACAACAACAAUAAUAAUAAUAAUAAUAAUCAUCAUCACAUUGAUCCCGGGGUGUUUGAAUCAACGCCGACAGCUGUGAUUGGCGGCUACUACGCAGGCCAUGGGAAAUUAAGCUCUCCGCCUUCUGCUUCGUCGAAACGGCUGAGGCUUUUCGGUGUGAACAUGGAGUAUAGUCCGGAGGUGGAGGUGGAGGUGGAGGAAGUGGAAGAGUCUUUGGCGGGUGUAACAAUGGCUUCUUCUUCAUCAGUAAUUUCCAAUCAUAAUAAUAAUAAUCAUGAUCAUGAUCAUGAUCAGGUUCCAGCUGCUGCAGCUUCGUCUAAUUUGGUUCAGUACUCUCUUGAUGAUCAUCAUCACGAACACCAACAAGUAAGGCUACCAAAUCAUCAUCAUUCCCAAAUGCCAAUAAAAAUUCCACCAGAGUUUAUUUCACGGAAGGGAAAAUCUUCUUCCUUGUCUUUUGAUUUGGACCCUAAUUAAUUAGCUCGUAAGAAUUAAUUAAUGCUAUAUACGUACUACUGCUCCCAUGAAUAUGAAUAUUGAAUUACAGUACUUUUUUUUUCA
This is a messenger RNA of Cannabis sativa, 2345 nucleotides long. RefSeq names its product B3 domain-containing protein Os03g0120900. The transcript is spliced from 3 exons. Bases 888 to 2261 code for a protein of 457 amino acids. The record is from RefSeq and is a predicted model, not a curated record. Gene Ontology annotation, molecular function: DNA binding; DNA-binding transcription factor activity. Lineage: Eukaryota; Viridiplantae; Streptophyta; Magnoliopsida; Rosales; Cannabaceae.